Cryptosporidium ubiquitum is the source of this 948-nucleotide messenger RNA. Its product is annotated as protein phosphatase calcineurin like phosphoesterase. The transcript has a single exon. The coding region runs from base 1 to 948 and encodes 315 amino acids. Gene Ontology annotation, molecular function: protein serine/threonine phosphatase activity. NCBI's taxonomy places the organism in Eukaryota, Apicomplexa, Conoidasida, Eucoccidiorida, Cryptosporidiidae. Gene Ontology annotation, cellular component: cytosol. The record is from RefSeq and is a predicted model, not a curated record. Gene Ontology annotation, biological process: peptidyl-serine dephosphorylation; mitotic cell cycle.
AUGCCAAAGGGCUUGGAUGCAUAUCUGGACUCGUCAAAAUUGGAUAGAGAGAUUUCUACUUUGCUUGAAUGCAAAACCCUUUCGGAAAACGAGAUAAAACAGCUAUGUGAAUUAGCAAAAGAGAUUCUAGAAGAGGAACAAAACGUACAGCAAAUUGGUCUUCCGCUAACAGUUGUAGGUGAUAUACAUGGACAGUUCUUUGAUCUUAAAGAAAUAUUUAGGAUUGGAGGGGUUCCUCCCGAAACCAAUUUUUUGUUUCUUGGAGAUUAUGUUGACAGAGGAUACUAUUCAGUUGAAUCUGUAACUCUCAUUGUUGCUCUAAAAGUUAGGUAUAGAAAUAGAGUCUUUUUAAUCAGAGGUAACCACGAAAGCCGUCAAAUUACACAGGUUUAUGGAUUCUAUGAUGAAUGCCUUCGAAAAUAUGGAACUCCAAAUGUAUGGAGAUAUUUUACUGAUCUUUUUGAUUAUCUUCCAUUAUCAGCAUUGAUUGACAAUAAGAUCUUCUGUCCACAUGCUGGUUUGUCUCCAAGUCUUCCAAGUUUAGACUCCAUUAAGAGUUUAGACAGAAUUCAGGAGGUCCCUCAUGAGGGACCAAUGUGCGACCUUUUAUGGUCAGACCCUGAUGAGCGUUAUGGCUGGGGAAUUUCUCACAGAGGGGCAGGAUAUACUUUUGGAGAGGAUGUGAGUGAAAUGUUUAACCAUACAAAUAAUUUGCAACUCAUUUGUAGGGCCCACCAGUUAAUUCUGGAUGGUUAUCAAUGGUCCCAUAAUAAGAAUGUUGUAACCGUAUUCUCUGCUCCUAAUUAUUGUUACAGGUGCGAGAACCAAGCUGCUAUUUUAAGAAUCGAUGAUUUGGGAAACUUUACAUUUCUCCAAUUUGACCACGCACCUGAGAAAGUACUUCCGAGGCAGGAAAAUCAGCUUCCAGUUCCGGAUUAUUUUGUUUAA